ACACUUUUUUGACGAGUGACUUCGAAGCUUUUUACUUUGUGGUGCGGGUGUGCCUGUGACGUGUUGGUACCUUAUUGACGCGUACUACUGCUGUCUGUUCUUCAUAUUUUCAGAUAAAUCAUUACAUCCAAAUUUUUUAGUAUUUCAUUUGCCAAAAUUCCGACCAAAAUAACUAAAACAAGAGCAUCCAAACGACGUCAUCUCGACAGCAACCCUCCGUCGUCGCAGUUGCCGUCGCCCGCUCCAGACCUCCCGCCAACAUCACAGUUGCAACAACAACAGACCGACGGCAAUCGACAUUUGCCACCUGCUGCCAAGAUGAAUCGGUCAAAUAAUGGUUGUGCGCAAACCACACAAAAACCCGUAAAUCUGGACGAUAUCUGGACUGAACUAGUCGAUGGUAUACGACAAGUUUUCGAUCAAGAUAAGUCAUUAAACAGAAGCCAGUACAUGAGAUUUUACACGCAUGUGUACGACUACUGUACAAAUGUGACAGCAGCGCCCACUGGUCGUAGAUCUGGUGGUGCACAGUUGGUGGGCAAGAAACUUUACGAUCGUCUUGAGCAAUUUCUGCAGGAGUAUUUGGGCGAUUUGCUUGACAAGUUCAAGUCAAUCAGCGGCGAGGAAGUCCUUCUCUCGCGCUAUACAAAACAAUGGAAAUCAUACCAGUUCUCCAGCACUGUGCUCGACGGCAUUUGCAAUUACUUGAAUCGCAAUUGGGUAAAGCGCGAAUGUGAAGAGGGUCAAAAGGGCAUCUACAAGAUUUACCGCCUGGCUCUAGUCACCUGGAAGAUGCACCUGUUUCAAGUUCUUAACGAGCCGGUUACAAAGGCAGUCCUCAAGUCCAUAGAGGAAGAGCGUCAGGGUAAACUUAUUAACCGCUCACUAGUACGCGAUGUAAUCGAAUGCUAUGUGGAGUUGAGUUUUGACGAGGAGGAGACAGACAGCACUGAACGAAAAUUAUCGGUGUACAAGGACAACUUUGAACGAAAGUUUAUUGCCGACACCUCCACUUUCUACGAGAAAGAAUCUGAAGCGUUCCUAUCAGCCAAUACGGUGACUGAAUACUUGAAGCAUGUUGACAAUCGUCUCGAGGAAGAGAAACAGCGCGUGCGCGGCCCAAACUCAACGAACGCCAUGUCUUAUUUGCACGAAAGCACAGCCGAGGCGCUUAAAUCGACCUGCGAACAGGUAUUGAUCGAAAAGCAUUUGAAAAUAUUCCAAACCGAGUUCCAGAAUUUGCUAAACGCCGACCGUAAUGAUGAUUUAAAACGCAUGUAUAUGCUGGUGGCGCUAUCUCCAAGAAAUCUAAAUGACUUUAAAAUCAUCCUGGAGAUUCACAUUUUGCAACAAGGAACCGAUGCAAUUGAGAAGUGCGGCACCACUGAAGCGGCCAAUGAUCCGAAGAUCUAUGUACAAACCAUUUUGGAUGUUCAUAAAAAAUAUAAUGCACUUGUUUUGACGGCUUUCAACAAUGACAAUGGUUUUGUAGCUUCCCUAGACAAGGCCUGCGGAAAAUUCAUCAACACAAAUGUGGUAACCAAUGCACAUACCGCCAGUAAAUCCCCCGAAUUGCUUGCCAAAUACUGCGAUUUGUUGCUCAAGAAGUCUGCCAAAAAUCCAGAAGACAAGGAGCUUGAAGAUAAUCUGAAUCAGGUUAUGGUGGUUUUCAAAUAUAUUGAAGAUAAGGAUGUCUUCCAGAAAUACUAUUCAAAAAUGUUGGCAAAGCGUUUAGUAAACCAUACAUCGGCAUCGGACGAUGCUGAAGCCAUGAUGAUCUCUAAACUGAAACAGACGUGCGGCUAUGAGUACACCAUUAAGUUGCAGCGUAUGUUCCAGGACAUUGGUGUUUCCAAGGAUUUAAAUACAAGCUUUAAGCAGUACCUGCAAACGGAAAAUAUUACACCCGAAAUUGACUUUGGCAUCGAAGUGCUCUCUUCCGGCUCAUGGCCAUUUAUGCAGAGCAAUAAUUUCCUAUUGCCUUCAGAACUUGAGCGUUCCGUACAGCAAUUCAAUACAUUUUACGCUGCUCGUCACUCCGGCCGCAAACUUAAUUGGCUGUAUCACAUGUGCAAGGGUGAACUUAUUAUGAGCGUCAACCGUAACAAUUCCUCAACCGUCUACACAUUGCAAGCGAGCACGUUCCAAAUGUCCGUGCUGCUGCAAUUCAACGAUCAGCUUAGCUUCACAGUGCAGCAGUUGCUGGACAACACACAGACCCAACUGGAAAAUUUGAUCCAGGUACUGCAAAUACUGCUCAAGGUGAAAGUACUCACCUCAACUGAUAAUGAGAAUUCGCUGACACCAGAGUCGACAGUAGAACUAUUCUUAGACUACAAGAAUAAGAAACGUAGAAUCAACAUUAAUCAACCGUUGAAGACUGAGCUUAAAGUGGAACAGGAGACUGUACAUAAACACAUCGAGGAAGACCGCAAACUGUUGAUUCAAGCUGCAAUUGUGCGCAUCAUGAAAAUGCGCAAGCGUCUGAAUCACACUAAUCUUAUCUCGGAAGUGCUCAAUCAAUUGUCAACGCGCUUUAAGCCCAAGGUGCCAGUCAUCAAAAAAUGCAUUGAUAUAUUGAUCGAAAAAGAGUAUCUGGAACGCAUGGAGGGACAAAAGGACACCUAUAGUUAUCUCGCCUAAUUUUUAUGUUUAAUUGAGAUGUUCGCUUUUUUCAUCUGGGAUAGCCAUUAGAAGUCAUCAACAUGAUCAUAUCACAAACCCACGCACCAAUAUAAAAACAAAAUAAACCUGCAGUUUCCCAAUACCUUCCAGCAUAAAAAA
This is a messenger RNA of Scaptodrosophila lebanonensis, 2784 nucleotides long. It is a transcript of the gene Cul1, whose product is annotated as cullin homolog 1. Gene Ontology annotation, cellular component: SCF ubiquitin ligase complex. The coding region runs from base 319 to 2643 and encodes 774 amino acids. Lineage: Eukaryota; Metazoa; Arthropoda; Insecta; Diptera; Drosophilidae. The record is from RefSeq and is a predicted model, not a curated record. Gene Ontology annotation, biological process: SCF-dependent proteasomal ubiquitin-dependent protein catabolic process; protein ubiquitination. The transcript has 3 exons. Gene Ontology annotation, molecular function: ubiquitin protein ligase binding.